AUGGCGGACGUUACCAACAUCCGGCGACGUCGCUUGGAGGCACUAGAGGAGAGUUCUCCUGCUGCGGCGGGAGCGAGUCCUGCUCUGGAAGUUGAUAGCGGAGGAACGACCAAAGCGGCUGCUCGUAAUGCUCCCGAUGACGAGGCGACGGCCUGUACGAUUCCGAGCGAGUUCGAGUGCAUUCUUUGCCUAAGGCUGUACCACGAGCCGGUAUCGUUGCCUUGCGGCCACACCUACUGCAGGGGUUGCCUGAAGCGAGCGCUGGCUAAUAAGACCCAGUGCCCCAUGUGCCGCGCCGCGUGCCACUUGGGAGCGGGCGACUGCGGGACGAACCUCGCCAUGGUUAGCAUCAUCAAGAGCCAGUUCGGGCGGCAGUACGAGGAGCGCGAGAACGAGGCGGAGCACGACGCGAUGGUGGAGGCCGAGACACGCCGUCGCGCGCACACGAUCGGGGAGAGCGUUACCCCUGCUCCGGACGGAUCGGUGCUGAUGCCCGUGUGCCUCCUCGACAUGCUCCUCUUCCCCCUCCAACCCGUCACGCUCUAUCUUUUCGAACCCCGCUACAUCACGAUGGUCAACCGGUGCCUCUCCAGCACCCGGCGCUUUGCGGUGUUUCAGGACCAGUCGCCAUCUACGGGGCUGUCGGGAGCCAUCCUCGAGAUCAGCGACGCCCGCAUGAUGAACAGGGGGCAGUACCUGAUCAUGUGCCGGGGCGUUGGCAGGUGCAACUCCUCCGCGGAGUUCGAGGUGGAGGCGGGAACGGGCGGCCUGCGGCACGCACGCGUUUCUCCGUUCGAGGACGAUGACGAGGCAGUCACGGGGUCCACCGAAAGCAGCAGCGGCGGGGGCGGCGGAGGCAGAAGGGUCACGGCGGACGAGGUUCUCGGCCCGGAGCUGAGGGACCUUGCCGACCGCACGUCGGUGGUGGUUUUCGACUGCCUCGCGAGGUUGUCCACGCGGCAGAAAAUCAGCCUAAUCCGCCGGUGCGGGGAGCCGCCCAAGGUCGGCAGGUCCUCCCUCAACAGCUACCGGAAGCUGAGCUACUGGCUCCCUUCGGCUCUCGCCCUUGCCGAUGCCGGCGGCAGCGGCGGCGGCGCCGCCUCUGGAGGCACCGCGGCGGGUGGUGGAGGAGGAGGCGUGGCGGCCGCCCGCGAGCGGCGGGCAGCGAUGUUCAGGAACCGGUCCCUGCGGCAGAGGCUCUCGGAGGCCUGCGAAGUGGUGAUGGAGAGCGAGGCCGUGACGGGGUCGACGAGCAGCCGCCGCGAGCGCGGCCUGCGGAAGCUCUUCGCGCCGCCCCCGAGCGGCCUCGGCGGCGGCGGGGGCGGCGGCGGCGGCCACGGGCAGGGGUUCCUCAGCUCCACGAGGAACUCGGUGAUCCUGAUCGUCGGCAUCUUCGCGGCGAUGGUGGCCUACCAGCGUAUCUCCAAGUGGCGGUGA
This is a messenger RNA of Ectocarpus siliculosus, 1437 nucleotides long. Lineage: Eukaryota; Phaeophyceae; Ectocarpales; Ectocarpaceae. The record is from the annotation of a GenBank genome assembly.